GAUUUAACGCCCCUGUAGUCCUGACGUUCCUUUGAAUCCUUUGCUUCCAUAGAGUUGAGAGGUCGAAGCGCCGGCGAAGAUGUCGCACUUUGGAAGAUCUGGUCCUCCAGACAUUAGAGACACAUACUCUCUUCUAGUUCUCAACAUCACUUUUCGUACCACCGCUGAUGACUUGUAUCCUCUCUUCGAUAAGUAUGGAAAAGUUGUGGAUGUCUUCAUCCCCAGAGAUCGAAGGACUGGAGACUCGAGGGGAUUUGCAUUUGUUUUUUUUUUUUUGAAGUAUCAGGAGGCAUUUGUUAGGUAUAGAGAUGAUCACAGAGAUAGAGAUUAUAGAAAGAGGAGCAGGAGUAGAAGUCGGGGUAGAUCUGAGCAUGAUCGAUACCGUGGUAGGGAUAGAGAUCGUCAUCGGUACAGAAGCCGCAGUGGAAACCCUGAUUACCAUAAAGGUCGUGGUAGAGGUAGAUAUGAUGAUGAGAGGCGUAGCCGAAGUCGUUCCUAUGGAAGUGCCUCUCCUGCUCGGCGUAGCCCAAGUCCAAGGAGGAGUCCAUCUCCUCGGAGAACCCCUCAAUCUAGGGAUGGUAGCCCAAGUCCAAGGAGGAGUCCAUCUCCUCGCAGAGCCCCUCAAUCUAGGGAUGGUAGUCCAGGUGGACGCAACGAGAAAGAACGCUCUCCAACUCCAAGAAGUUUGUCACCCCGUGGCCGAGGGGCUGAGUCUCGAAGCCCAUCUCCACGUUCUGAUGCUGAUGAAUGACAGCGAAGAAGCAUUGAUGAAUUUCUCCAGGUUGUUAUCCAUGAAGAGGGCAUUUGAUGAUGAUAUCGUCUGUUUAGUGCUUGGUAGAACAAAUUUGCAGAAACUUAUUUGUAAGGUUUAACUCAUGAUGUGCGUGAUGCCGUGAUUCAUCCCAAUACACUUUUCUGUUGGUAGUUGUGGGUUGACACUAGUUUUGGCUAUUGUUCCUGUUUUUUGCUCUUCUUAUUUCUCAAAUGUAGAUCUAUCUUGUACUCAUGAACAACUGCUGGCCUUCUAUAGUUAUGUCCGUGACGAGUCAAUGUUGCUGAAUUGCACGAUUUUGCAGCA
Ipomoea triloba (trilobed morning glory) is the source of this 1078-nucleotide messenger RNA. RefSeq names its product serine/arginine-rich splicing factor SC35-like. The coding region runs from base 80 to 751 and encodes 223 amino acids. The transcript is spliced from 6 exons. Gene Ontology annotation, molecular function: RNA binding. The record is from RefSeq and is a predicted model, not a curated record. NCBI's taxonomy places the organism in Eukaryota, Viridiplantae, Streptophyta, Magnoliopsida, Solanales, Convolvulaceae.